AUGACUGCGAUAUGCUUCGUUUGCAACCUACCGAUUUUGUCCCAUCAAGUGGGACUCGUGUGGGCUGGUGGGAACGGUUGGGACGAGCUGACGCGGUCCACUUUAGAAGAAUCAACCCUCAGGCAGCGCCUUGGCAGCCGCAGAGACUCGGCGGCACAAGUUUGCUGUCUGUCCCCACCGGAGCCUGAUGUCGCUGACCAACCCAGAGGUGGCCCCCGCCGACGACGCUCAUCUCUUGCUCAACUCACAGACAUUCUUCGCGAGUGGGGCGGCGGUGGCAGCAGCACACAGCAAAGACGACAAAGAGCUCCACUAUCGAGACGCGAAACCUUAGCAGACCUCGCUCGGUCACUGCCCUGGGCGAGACACGAACCGCCACCCCGACGCCGGAGAGACUCCUCCGCUGACUCUGGCAUUAAAUCAUCAGCAUCGAAACGCCGAGAUUCAAAAGCAGCACCCCAAGAUUUCAAGUCUGACUUUUCUGGAUUUUUAGAUCGCAAAGAUUCCACCACAGUCAUGCCUACUCGAGAGAGACGUAUUAAAAGGCGUGGUUCAGGCGAUGACAAAGAACGAAGGGAUUCAGUGGAUGGACACAGACAUCGCAGAGAUUCUGUAGCAGUGCCACCGCCGCGAGUGGUGGCAACUCAUAAAAAGAGAAGAGCUUCUCCACCCACCCCUGCUCCUCCAUCUUUUGUAGAUGCUUCAUCAGACCCUGGCCCGUCAACUCAUCUACCAUCUGUGACUGUAGUAACUGUACACGAACCGAGUAGAUCGGACGGAGAAUGUCCGCCGAUGACUAUGCCAACUAUUAUCACGUCUGCAGUAACUCCGUCACCAACGUCGCCCACUGUACCUACUGCUAAUAAUACGCAGGCCUCUCAAGCAACUCAGGCAACUUCAACAGCUCAGGGGACACAAGCAACUCCCAGUGGUAGAACUCCACCUAACUUGGGUGGCCGAAGAGACUCUACGACACAAUGCGGGCGAGCUAGAAGAGACUCUCGAGCGGCUGCUAGUCCGGAACGUCGAUUGGGUAGAUUACAACGACAAGCGACUGCAUUCGAUGAUCCAACCGGUCCUCCAGGCACGCGACGUAGAGACUCUGGGCCUACUCUAGAACCGGAUGAUGCAGGAAGAGCAAGACGUGAUUCCUUAAGUCCUGAUUCAGCAGCGAGACCACGGCGGGAACGAAAUCAACUCAGUCCUGACAGAGCAGGCGGUGGUGAAUUGAGUCCUUCAGCGGCACGACGACGAAGUCGUUUACGUCGACAGGCGUCCUGUGCUCGAGUAGGUCGAGCUCGAAGCCCAGAAUCAAGUUCCUGUUCCAGUCGAGAUCCUAGUCCAUGCGCCAGGCCACCAGAACGUACAAUGUUUAGACGACAAUCAACAACAGAAGAAAUACUAAUAGCGCGUGGUUUCCGCCGACAGUCUACGACGGAGGAAAUGAUUCGGUGUCGUAACUUUCGCCGACAAAGUUCUCAGAGUGACGACGCUUGUAUGCGCGCUCGUGGGCGCCGCGACUCGUCUACGCAAAUAUUAGACGGAACCAUUGGCACUAUGACCGUAGAAACUACGAGCACGUUCUUCGAUUCCAGUACACAGACUGAGCCGUCCCCAUUGUACGACAACAACCACUACCACGAGGAAUGUCUUCGCUGCAACUCCUGCGGGUUGAACCUCACCGGACCCAAUCAGAAAUUGCGGCCAUUCGUGUGUCUAGACAUAGUCUUAGUUGCAGGUCUGUUUUCCAAAUUAAGACACUGA
Molecule: messenger RNA, 1764 nt
Organism: Bicyclus anynana (squinting bush brown)
Lineage: Eukaryota; Metazoa; Arthropoda; Insecta; Lepidoptera; Nymphalidae
Product: serine/arginine repetitive matrix protein 2-like
Exons: 4
Coding region: 1-1764 (587 amino acids)
Source: RefSeq, a predicted model, not a curated record